GUUCCACCUAACACUCCGGUAUUGCAACCAGCUCCCGACGGCGUUCUUCCACAAAUCGAUCACUUCUCACUACCUAACACGAUGGUCCAACUCACAGAGGUCGUCGAUGAGCAUUUCCAGGAGGGUCAGCCCGGUCCUGAGGAGAAUGACGAGGAUUUCACAGACACAGAUUCCGAGAUCUCCAAUGAAUCCGACUACGACCCUCUGAACGAAUCGCUUACUGAGCGUCUUUAUGCUCUCCGCGACAUCAUCCCGCCCCACACCCGAACCUCCAUAUCCAACAAGAUCACAGCCACCACAGACGCCAUCGGCAGCGUCCUCUCCUUCAGCGGCAAGACCCUCUGGGUCCUCGGCACCUCCGCGCUGAUCAUCGGCGUACCGUGGGCCCUCGCCUGGGUCGAGGAGCAGCAGGUGAUCGAGAUGGAGAAGGAGAUGAAGAUGCGCGAGAUGGGCGGCGACCUUCUCACAGCAGGCGACAACGCAACGGCCCAACAGGUCAGCGCGGCGCUCGCAAAGGAGGCCCAGCCGGCUCUAUAGGGCGGAGCACCACCACCGCCGCCGCCACCACCGGUCUCCCGCGUGUACUUGUUACGGGUUCGGGACCGCAGACUGCUCUACGAUUGCCCGCACGCGCAACAGAUCCCCGACGGACCCCGCUCGUAUUACAUGGACCGCGUUCGCGAGGGACGGGUUCGCUUGAUGCGGUAUUUGGCGGAUUUCGAUUAUGAAUAGGUUUUGCGCUUGUGCGCGGGAGGGGUUUCUAUGGAUGGAGGGGCAGAUGGGGAUGAGGAGGGGUUGGACGGGAAUACUUGCUCUCUACUCUCCUGCGACGGGUUCAUUCAUGGUUUUAGGAGGGCUUUUCUCUCGUUUUGGAGGGGAGGGGAGGGUGUCAAGUGUAUGAUAGUUUGGCCUCGCGCGUGUGCGUGGGGGACUCGGUUGCAUUGUGUCGGCGCAGUCCCGGCCGUACGGAGUACAAUUCCGAACUUAUGAUUUUUCUGAUGCUUUGCUUGGUUUGCUGUUGUUUUGUUUUCUGGAGUCUGGGGUUGGUUCUGGUGUGAUUUGACCGAGCUUGUGAUCUUGUGUUGGGAUGUGCUUGGGGGGUGAAGCUCUGGUUAUUUAAGGGAUCAUUUUGCUAACUUAUACGUACAGGCAUAAUAUCAUGGCAAGGAUUUGCUGAUGGUUAUAUUGAUUCAUCUAAUGUACCUAGUAAGACCACUAGCUAUUGUGUUUUCAAGAUCCUCCUUUUACCUA
Molecule: messenger RNA, 1251 nt
Organism: Annulohypoxylon maeteangense
Lineage: Eukaryota; Fungi; Ascomycota; Sordariomycetes; Xylariales; Hypoxylaceae
Product: mitochondrial import translocase, subunit Tom22
Exons: 3
Coding region: 82-537 (151 amino acids)
Biological process (GO): intracellular protein transport
Cellular component (GO): mitochondrial outer membrane
Source: RefSeq, a predicted model, not a curated record